Lycium barbarum (goji berry) is the source of this 929-nucleotide messenger RNA. Its product is annotated as remorin 1.4-like. The transcript is spliced from 5 exons. Lineage: Eukaryota; Viridiplantae; Streptophyta; Magnoliopsida; Solanales; Solanaceae. The coding region runs from base 198 to 749 and encodes 183 amino acids. The record is from RefSeq and is a predicted model, not a curated record.
UCAAAUAAAUAACUAGUGGCAGUAUCAUCUACAUCAUGUCUCAAAAGUCUCAAACCUUCGAGAGCAAAAAACAAAAAAACCAUCAAACCUUAUAUUCGAUUUCGUAAAAGAAAUAGAAUUGAAGAAGACAUCAUUUCAACUUCUCCCUUUUAACAAAAUUUGAUCACCUUUUAUGUUCUAUAUCUAUAUAUCCAAAAAUGGAAAGCGCUGCUAUUCCCCAAGUGGAGGAGACAACUAAACCAGUAGUGCCACCGCCAAUACUACUUCAUAAUACUACUACUACACCUCUAGCUCCUAAAGUUGUCACCAAUACUGUCACACCUCAAGAGACUGAUUUUUCAUCAAAGGAAAGUUCAAAGGGAUCCCUUGACAGAGAUAUUGCUCUUUCACAGCUUGAAAAUGAGAAAAGGUCUUCUUUUGUCAAGGCAUGGGAAGAAAGCAAAAAAAGCAAAGUGGACAACAAGGCCCAAAAGAAGCUCUCUAAAGUUGCAGCGUGGGAGAGUACCCAAAAAGCAAAGCUUGAAGCUAAACUGAAGACACUUGAGGAUCAACUAGAGCACAAGAAAGCAGAAUACGCAGAGAUGAUACAAAAUAAAGUAGCUCUAAUUCAUAGGGAAGCAGAUGAGAACAGAGCUGUGGUUGACGCGAACCGAGGGCAAGAAUUUCUGAAAGCAGAGGAGACAGCGGCCAGGUACCGCGCUACGGGGCAAAUCCCUAAGAAGAAGCUUCUUGGAUUCUGUGGAUGUUAAUGAUGUUAUGAACUUGUGAAAGAUCACCAAGGAUAACAUUCACUUUUCACUUUGUAAAUUUCAUGUUGCUUCUUUUUAGUGUGUGUUCUUUGAUGAGUGUCCAAUUAGGUUCUCUGCUACUCUGUGUACAAAAACUACUAAUAAAAUGUUGAUGAUAACGAGUCUGCUUAGAAAACUUCC